UGUGCUAUUUUGUUUGUGCUGAAUAUUUGUUUUAACGUUGUGAAUACUACAGUGGAUAUUUAUCUGGUUUAUUUAAAUUUGAUUUGGUGGUCUAAAAUAAUUCGGUUUUACGCCGAAAUAAUACAAAAGUUUUGAAUUGUUUACAAAUCUUGUUUGUUGACAAAAUUCUCCCAUUGAAAAAAAAAUAUAUCAUCGGAGGACUUACGUGACAUUAAGCCGAAAGAUUUAGGGUAUAUUUGCGAAACUGUGAGAAAUUAAAGGACGUAGACAGGAAAAAUCCUUGUAGAACGAGUAAAAUUAUUAGGAUUUGUCAAGUAAAGGCACAAGUUUGAUAAUAUGUGCUUCUCGUGAAGAAUUUUAAAAUGCAUAAUGAAUAUCUAUUGUAGUUCACAGACAAUUUAUACUUUUGCUAUUGACAAGAAAUUGUAUUCAUAACAGUACUGCAACAUCAAGAAAUUUACUUCAUGACCACGCCAAUAAACUUAAUUCUAGGUCUUUAGAAGCAUUUCGAAAAACAGUGAUUGGUCGAUGAGCAGGCUGGUGACAGGCAGUCUGCUUGGCGAGAGGCCUGUCAGUGGGGCAGGGAGUGACGACCGGAGUGCCGAUGUCAGUUCUGCUUCUGACGCGCGAAGAAGACCUCUGGAGACAUGUGACGCACGUAGGAACCACUCGGGGUGAAUCCAAGCCACGCAACAGUUUCACAAGGAUAAACCCAUAAGUGGGCAGGAUGGUAGUCCUGCCUAACGGGGAGGACAAGAGCGCGGCCCGGUGGCUUCUGUGUCAGCGCGUUGGCUCCGCUGGUUUCUACGGCGUGGCCUCGUUCCUCAUCACGGUGAUCAACAAGGUGGUGCUGACCAGCCACGGCUUCCCUUCCUACCAGGUGCUGGCGCUGGGCCAGAUGACGGCCACCGUGCUGGUGCUGUUCGCGGCCAAGAGGCUCGGCCUGCUGACGUUCCCGGCGCCGGAGCGGGGCACCUUCCGCAAGAUAUGGCCCCUGCCGCUCAUCUACGUGGGCAACGUGAUGUUCGGCCUGGGGGGCACCAAGGAACUCAGCCUGCCGAUGCUCACGGUGCUGCGCAGGUUUUCAAUCUUGAUGACGAUGGUAGCGGAGUUCUACAUCCUGAACAUCCGGCCCUCGAUGCCCGUGCAGCUGUCCGUGUACACGAUGAUCCUGGGGGCGGUGAUCGCGGCCAGCAACGACCUGGCGUUCAGCCUGGAGGGCUACGUGCUGGUGCUGCUGAACGACGUGUUCACCGCCUCCAAUGGCGUCUUCAUGAAGCAGAAGCUGGAGACGGCGGAGCUGGGCAAGCACGGCCUCAUGUUCUACAACUCCCUGUUCAUGCUGGCCCCGGGGCUGGCCGUGGCGUGGCUCACGGGCGACGUGGACCGCGCCCUCGCCUUCGACCGGUGGGGGGACCCCGUGUUCACCUCGCAGUUCCUGGCCUCCUGCUUCAUGGGCUUCGUGCUCACCUACAGCAUCAUCCUGUGCACCAUGUUCAACUCUGCGCUCACCACCACCGUCAUCGGCUGCCUCAAGAACAUCCUGGUGACGUACCUGGGCAUGCUCAUCGGCGGGGACUACAUAUUCUCGUGGGUCAACUUCGUGGGCAUCAACGUCAGCGUGCUGGGGAGCCUCUUGUACACGUACGUGACGUUCAGGCGCCAGGCGCCGCCUGUGCCCAGGCCUCUGGUCGCCGUCUGAUCGCUGCUGGUGCCGUGCAGUGGCAGAUCGCGAUGGAUCGUUUUGACGCUGGCCAAAGAUGAAAGCAGCCGCUAGGUUAUUGUGAAGGAAAAUCACAGAC
Bacillus rossius redtenbacheri is the source of this 1802-nucleotide messenger RNA. RefSeq names its product UDP-sugar transporter UST74c-like. Lineage: Eukaryota; Metazoa; Arthropoda; Insecta; Phasmatodea; Bacillidae. Gene Ontology annotation, cellular component: Golgi apparatus. The record is from RefSeq and is a predicted model, not a curated record. Gene Ontology annotation, molecular function: antiporter activity; UDP-N-acetylgalactosamine transmembrane transporter activity; UDP-N-acetylglucosamine transmembrane transporter activity.